This is a messenger RNA of Sipha flava (yellow sugarcane aphid), 539 nucleotides long. RefSeq names its product essential MCU regulator, mitochondrial (gene EMRE). The record is from RefSeq and is a predicted model, not a curated record. Gene Ontology annotation, cellular component: uniplex complex; mitochondrial inner membrane. The coding region runs from base 177 to 428 and encodes 83 amino acids. NCBI's taxonomy places the organism in Eukaryota, Metazoa, Arthropoda, Insecta, Hemiptera, Aphididae. The transcript has a single exon. Gene Ontology annotation, biological process: calcium import into the mitochondrion; mitochondrial calcium ion homeostasis.
AUAAAAUGUUAUAAUACCUCUUUAAAUUACACUUUUACCUAAGCUUGAAUUUAGAUUUAAAAUCUCUUUAGGUAAAGUUACAUAAAUUUCUAGACUCACUAUCAAUUUUUUAGUAUUAUAAACGUACAUUUUCAAGUAAAAUAAUAUUCUUAAUUUUAUUAUUACUUCUCAACAAAAUGAAAACCAAAAUCACAAGUUUUUUAAAAAUGACAAGAACUAUGGAUCAAUCAUGUGUACGUAAGGCUACCACUUCAUCUACUGGGGCUUUAUUACCCGAACCACAAAAAAUUCCAUUUGGCCUUAUUGGUAUUAUUUGCACUGUUGUUCCGGGAUUAUUAAUUGGAGCAACUAUAAGUAAAUACAUGGCUAAUUUCCUCGAGGAAAAUGAGUUAUUUGUUCCAUCUGACGAUGAUGAUGAUGAUGAUUAAAACCUUAAGUUCAUUAUUUAUAUUCUAACUCUAUAUAUAAGUAUUACUUAAAACUUGCACUAUAGUUAUUACUCAUUACUAAUUUAUUUUGUUAUUAUGUUAUAGUUUAUA